Styela clava is the source of this 1379-nucleotide messenger RNA. RefSeq names its product uroporphyrinogen-III synthase-like. The record is from RefSeq and is a predicted model, not a curated record. Gene Ontology annotation, molecular function: uroporphyrinogen-III synthase activity. Gene Ontology annotation, biological process: uroporphyrinogen III biosynthetic process. Gene Ontology annotation, cellular component: cytosol. NCBI's taxonomy places the organism in Eukaryota, Metazoa, Chordata, Ascidiacea, Stolidobranchia, Styelidae.
AAAGUUUAACUGUUGCAUGCUGCGUGAAUCAUGAAUAUAAUAUUGCUCAAAGAACGGAAACAAACCUCAGACCCAUAUCAUAUUGCAUUAAAAGAGUUUGGGAACGUCAUAUUCAUACCUGUUCUGUCAAUCAAUUUUGUCAACUUGGAUCACUUUGAAAAACUGUUGUCUCAAGACACAUAUGAUGGUAUUAUAUUCACAAGUGGAAAUGCUGUGAAAGCCACGAAAACAGCACUAGAAAAAAUAGCAUCAUCAAUCACCAAAGUAUCGUUGCAAAAAAAUUGUUACGUUGUUGGCAAGGCAACAGAUAAAUUGGCUUCUGAGAUUGGUUUCAAAUGUUCUGGAUCAGGAUGUGGAAAUGCAGAGGAGUUGGCGAAGCUAAUUAUUGCAGAAAAUUCUUCAACCUCUUCUAAAGGUUUCCUCUUCCCAUGUGGGCAAUUGAAACGUGAGACUUUACCAAAUAUGCUGAAAGAAGCAGGAAUCAAGCUAACGUGCCAAACUGUAUAUGAGACGACCGAACAUCGAAAAAUAAUUGAAGCAAUUGAGAAGCAUAAGUCUCAGAAUAUGAAUCCUACUAUCGCAAUCUUUUUCAGUCCUUCUGGAGUUCAAUUUUCUCUUCCAAAGUUCAAACAAGUUUAUGGUGAAGAUUUAAAUGGAUUUUAUUGUGCUGCAAUUGGACAGACAACAUCAGAAGCAUUAAAACAAGCUGGAAUCCAACCGUGUUGUGUUGCCGAACAUCCCAACCCUGACUCCUUAUAUUUGUCUAUCAAAUCAUUUAUUUCAAGUAUCGAAAAUAAGUCAUGACUUUGAUGAGAAAGGAUUAACUUCAUAUAUCACCAAAGCAUCAACUCCCUGUUUCUCCUCUUUUGACAAUGACUAAUCAGCAAUGAGUUCACGAUGACAUAACAAUUGAAAUUUGACAAAAUAGUCCGAUGCUUUCUUCACUCACACAAAAUUUCCAGCAUGGUCGUAAACAGACUUUGAUGCAGAUUUUGGUGUUAUUACUUUUCAACUAGAUAAUUUGAAACAAAAUAGUGAUUUUGGAAGAUGAAAACCUGUAUUUACACCCCAACUUGCGAAAACAUUACUAAAAUAGCACAAGAAUUCGGCAAUGGAUAAAAGGUGUGAAUAACUUUAAUAAUAUACAACGGCUGUUCUCCCUAAAUCAUUACCAUAUAUGUGAGUGAAUAUAUCAUCAGACAUAAAAAUGUUUUCAAACUGGGUUCGGUGUGAUUGUUAAUUUGCCCCAACUAUGCUGACAUGACCUUUGUUUGAUCACUGUCUAUGCAUCCACUAUUGGUUCAGAGUUGUCUUGCAGCUUAAUAUCCUUGAGCACCUCUAAGCGUACCCUGUGGUGUAUUAAUAUAACGAAAAAAAAU